AUUCAAACGGUUUUUCUACCAUUUAUAAAUGAACUAAAAAAUGUAGAUUAUCAAGACUAUAGAAGCAUGUAGCGAAUACUUGAUUUUUUUUCUUUUUGGUUCAUAUUUUAAGUUGACCAAAAAUGUAAAUAACUAUGGCCAAAUUUGGAUACCGUUUAGAUACAAAUUUAUCAUAACAAAAAUUGUGGAGUUCAAAUUCUUAUCACUUUCACCCAUCUUAAUAGUUUAUUAUAAUUAUUCUAGGCGAAAUAUAUAGGUGUGUAAUUGCUUGACGACCUAACUUUAUUUUAUAGCAAUUCCUUAUUACAAGUGACGUUGCAACUAGAUUAGCAUAGCUAGGGAGGGACCUAUACUAUACUAUAAGUCUAUAAAAAUCAUAAAAGGAAGGUUCCUAUGAAGCAAUGCAUGGUUUCUCAAUGUUGAUGAUAUACUUCACAUUAGUGUUUGCAAACACAGGCUCUAUUAAUUAACCAAAUAAAAAAAAAAUGCUCAUUGGAGGAAACAAAUAGGACCUUGCACUGUCUUUUUGCCUCUAACUAAGAUUUGAAUUGAAAAAAAUAAUAAGAGAGAAAAGGGUAAACCCAAAAGUAGGUAAGGAGUGUUGAAAACCAAAGUCUAGAACUUUAUUUUGCAGGCAUUCCGGCCUCAGUUCCCUUAUCCCACCAAUAUUUGUCGGGUCAUUUUGUUGCCUUCAUCUUGUUCAGUGUGUUAUGAUGCAUUUAUUCACUUACAAUUUGGACUUUUUAAAUGUUAAUCUUAAUUAUUAACUAAUAAACACAAAGAAAAGUAACAUGAGUUAUGUCAUGUCAUGUCAUGUCACCACAACAUAAAAUUAAAAAAACAAAGGCAUGUAAUGUAAUGUAAUUUAAGUUAGCCAUAAAACAAAUGAAAGAAUAACAAGAAAAGACUGGAAAAAGAUGCUUAUGUUCACAAAAAGGUCUAUCAAGACUUUUCCCGUGUGCAAGUUUAUAUAUACACUAAAGUGUGUCAAUAAAAAAAAAAAAAAAGAAAAAAAGAAAAAACAGAACCUCGAAUCCGGUAAAAGAAAGUGCAUUAGUGUAAUCAGUGCAAAGUUUAUAUAUAUUUGCUGAGCUGUUAUUUCAACAUCAACUUGAUUAUGGUGCACAAAUUACUUAUAUAAAUGCAGAAAGAAUCAAAAGAAACAUAUCUUUGUUCAGAAACCCAAUUUCUUGCAUGAGAAUGUAUAAGGUUUCAAAAACAUGGAUCUUAAGGCACAAGAUUUUCCUUGAAGAUCCUCUGUCUUAUUCCUUCAUUUUUUUACCACCAAUCACUAUGAAGUUACAAGGCUAAAAGUAUAACUAAAAUAUAUCAUUGCUUUUCAAUCAUACUAGACUUUGCCAUCCCUACUAUUAUUCUAUUACAGCUAGUAACUAGACUAUAAAGGGUGAGACAGAUUUUCAGGUUAAAGUCAAUUUCUAUUCAUCAAUAGAACUCAUGUUAGUUACCAUUAGCAAACAGAGAUACUAAAAUAAAUUAGCAAUCCCAAUGAGAAAUAAAUAAUCCAGAGUUUAUGUAAUGUGGGUCAGUGCUUAACCCCAUAAGAGAAAAUAAAAAAAAUGGUUUAACUUUCACAUUUGGAUGCUUGCUUGCAGACAAACUCCUUCAAUAAUGAUAAAUGAUAAGAGACAACCAUGAGAUUAAAAUUAAAAGAAGCAAUAAAUUAGAAUACCACUAAACUACACUAACACUAAUUAACACUGCUUUUUAUUUUGUAUAUUUUUUUAAUAUGGCAUUGUCUAACCCUUUUAAAAGCAGCAUUUGGUCUUCAAUUCUCCAUAAUAUACUCAUAGGAACAAGAACUAGAGAAGUGUGCCUAAAAUCAAUGGCUUCAAAACUCAUAGCAUUUGAUACUGCAGAUGAUGAUUACAUUGAUAUGGAAGUAACCUCAUAUUCUAACUUCUUCUGCCAUUCUCAUCCACAACCAGGAGAGUUUGAGUUCCAAAUGUCCUCCAUUGAUCAAGAAAAGGAUUCAACAACUUCCCCAGCUGAUGAGCUUUUCUACAAAGGAAAGCUUCUUCCUCUUCACCUUCCUCCAAGGCUUCAAAUGGUUGAGAAAAUCCUCCAAAACUCUGACCCUCCUUUUGUUAUGGACAAAGUUGAAGCCUUUGAAGAGUUUUUUAGCACCCCAUUAACCACAACCUACACAACACCAACCUCAGGCACCCCAUUUGAGUCCUGCAACAUUUCUCCUGUUGAAUCAUGCCAAGUUAGCAGAGAGCUAAACCCUGAAGACUAUAAGCUUGAGUUUCCAUCAACAGGCACAAGUGAUGAAGGAUUCACUGUUGAGAGUAAUCAUCAUCAGAAGAAGUCUUGGACCAAGAAACUGAAGCAUUCAUCAAUAGGAUCAAAGUUGAGGGCUUCAAGGGCUUAUCUCAAGUCCUGGUUUGGAAAAUCCGGUUGCUCCUAUGAAAACUAUGCAACUUCAACAAAAGUUGCUGAUGAAGGCUCAGUUUCAAAGGCUAAUAAUAAUAACUUGUCCAAGAAGAAGAAGAAUAAUAAUACUAGUAGCAAUCCAUAUGGUCAAAUUCGAUACGAGUCCUCGAAUUCUGUCAUGAAGAACAAUGGAGAUGAUCCAAGUAGCAAUCACAGAAGGUCAUUCUCUGUAGGAAUCAAGAUUCUUUCGGGAAACAAGUCGUCGCUGUCCACCGGAUCAUCUUCAUUUUCGAUUCCAAACAAGUCAUCAAGGCAGCAUCUUAAAAGGUGCAGCAGUGCAAGCUCAGAGAUAGAGAAUGCAAUCCAAGGAGCCAUUGCUCACUGCAAGAAGUCUCAGCAAACAAAGAAGAAUUCAAGUGAAGUAGGAUUCUACUCAUUUAGUGAGGAUCAAGAAAGAGUAGUGCUUUUGAGGGGCUAAUAGGGACAACUUAAGUUUUGAUGAAAGAUAACUCUAAUUCACUACUUUAACCAAAUUGUCAUGAUGAGUAGAAGUUCAAUACUCUACUCUUUAAUGUUGGUGAUUAAUUUGUAUUAUCAGUAAUCUUAGUAUUUUUAUUUGAAAUCAACUUGAUCAACUUAAUAUGAGUUGGAAUUUCAAUUACUUGUGAGUUAGUGUACUAUGAUAU
Messenger RNA from Arachis ipaensis, 3080 nucleotides. Its product is annotated as putative membrane-associated kinase regulator 4. The record is from RefSeq and is a predicted model, not a curated record. Lineage: Eukaryota; Viridiplantae; Streptophyta; Magnoliopsida; Fabales; Fabaceae. Gene Ontology annotation, molecular function: kinase inhibitor activity. Gene Ontology annotation, cellular component: plasma membrane.